AUGUCGGACAAGCUGACGCGCAUCGCCAUCGUGAGCACGGACAAGUGCAAGCCCAAAAAGUGCCGUCAGGAAUGCAAAAAGUCCUGCCCAGUCGUGCGCAUGGGCAAGCUCUGCAUCGAAGUGGGGCCGAAGAGCCGAGUGGCCUUCAUCUCGGAACAGCUCUGCAUCGGCUGCGGCAUUUGCGUCAAGAAGUGUCCGUUCGAGGCCAUCAACAUCAUCAAUCUGCCGAAAGAUCUCGAGAACAACACGACGCACCGCUAUGGCGCGAACACGUUUAAACUCCACCGUCUGCCGAUGCCCCGUCCAGGCCAAGUACUGGGUCUCGUUGGCACGAACGGCAUUGGCAAGUCCACGGCGCUGCGCAUCCUCGCUGGAAAGCUCAAGCCAAAUUUGGGCAAGUUCGAUGCCCCGCCCGAGUGGCAAGAGAUCCUGACCCACUUUCGCGGUUCGGAACUGCAAAACUACUUUACUCGCAUCCUCGAAGACAACCUGAAGGCCAUCACCAAGCCGCAGUAUGUGGACAAGAUUCCCAAGGCCGUCAAAGGAACGGUACACAGCAUCCUGUCCACUCGUUGCGAAAAGCAGGGGCAGCUGGACCACUUUCUCAACGAGCUGGAUCUGUCGCAUGUGCAGGACCGGGAGAUUGAGAACCUGUCGGGUGGAGAGCUGCAGCGUUUUGCGAUUGCUGUUGUGGCGGUGCAGAAGGCCGACAUUUACAUGUUUGAUGAGCCGUCAUCGUACUUGGACGUGCGCCAGCGUCUCAAAGCUGCACUUGUCAUUCGCUCGAUGGUGAGUGACAAUGAUCGUUCGUACGUGGUCUGUGUCGAGCAUGACUUGAGUGUGUUGGACUACUUAUCCGACUUUAUCUGCGUACUGUACGGAACGCCAUCAGCCUACGGCGUGGUGACAAUGCCGUUUAGCGUGCGUGAAGGUAUCAACAUUUUUCUUGCCGGCUUCGUGCCCACGGAGAACCUGCGCUUCCGCACAGAGGAGCUCACGUUUAAGGUCUCGCAAAACGCCGACGAGUUCAGCACAGGCGAGGGCGAUGCCAACUCAUUCAAUUACCCUGCAAUGACCAAGACAAUGUACAAUAGCAAGAAGGACACUGCUUUCAAGCUGCACGUCGAAGCGGGUGACUUUACCAACUCGGAGAUCAUCUGUAUGCUUGGUGAGAACGGUACGGGUAAGACCACGUUUAUUCGUAUGCUGGCUGGUCUAUUGAAGUCGGACGAGAUGGAGGCUGCCGAGAAGGCUGGCGAUGACGAAGCUGUGACCAAUUGCGCGUUGCGUUACGACACAUCGACGAUCAGUUAUAAGCCGCAGAAGAUUGCGCCAAAGUUUCAGGGUACCGUGCGUGAACUACUGCACCGCCGCAUCCGCGAGGCAAUUGUCCACCCGCAGUUUGCAACGGAUGUGACAAAGCCGUUGAACCUCGACAACAUCAUCGAUCAAGCCGUGCCCCACCUGUCUGGUGGUGAGCUGCAACGCGUGGCAAUCAUCUUGUGUCUGGGCAAGCCCGCGGACUUGUACUUGAUUGAUGAACCGUCUGCCUACCUGGACUCGGAACAGCGUAUCCUAGCCGCCAAGGUUAUCAAGCGCUUUAUCCUGCACGCAAAAAAGACGGCGUUUGUUGUGGAGCACGAUUUCAUUAUGGCUACGUACUUGGCCGACCGCGUGGUCGUGUACGACGGCAAGCCGGGUAUCGAGUGUACGGCACACGCUCCUCAAAGCCUGCUCACUGGAAUGAACGCGUUUCUGAAGCAGCUGGAGAUCACUUUCCGACGGGACCCCACAAACUUUCGCCCGCGUAUCAACAAGUACGACUCGGUGAAGGAUGUUGAGCAGAAGACUUCGGGUAACUUUUUCUUCAUCGACGACUAG
Hyaloperonospora brassicae is the source of this 1881-nucleotide messenger RNA. Lineage: Eukaryota; Oomycota; Peronosporomycetes; Peronosporales; Peronosporaceae. The record is from the annotation of a GenBank genome assembly.